Molecule: messenger RNA, 711 nt
Organism: Plasmodium coatneyi
Lineage: Eukaryota; Apicomplexa; Aconoidasida; Haemosporida; Plasmodiidae
Exons: 3
Coding region: 1-711 (236 amino acids)
Biological process (GO): membrane fusion; nuclear membrane reassembly; proteasome-mediated ubiquitin-dependent protein catabolic process
Cellular component (GO): nucleus; cytosol
Molecular function (GO): ubiquitin binding
Source: RefSeq, a predicted model, not a curated record
AUGUCGAACAUAAGAUCCCUUAGCGACCUGAGGAAGGACGAAAAAAAAAAACAAGGAACGCGCGGUCAGAACAGCGGACUUGAAGUGGAAAACUCAGACGAUGAUAUGGUCCCUAGUUUCUUCACGUCCAAACUGCCAGAAAACUGUAGACGCAUCACGCUAUAUAAAAAUGGGUUCAUCGUAGAUGAUGGAGAAUUCCGGGAUUUAGAGAUUGAGGAAAAUAAAAAGUUCAUGCAAAACAUCGAGGCAGGUAUUUUGCCCAAGGAAUUGGCCGGCAAGGAUAAAACGAUGAAUGUAGCCUUAAAGGAUAAGAGCAACCAAGUCUACACAAAGGAGAAAGUGGAGACCACUAGUUCAACCUACAAAGGACAGGGAGUCAAGUUAGGGUCAAGUAGCACACCAAGUGUUAGCGGAGAAGAAAUAAAAAAACUUGCAGCAUCUGCCCCGACAGAUAUUAAAAAUAUCCACGUAGAUGAUUCCAAGCCUAUUACGACAUUACAUGUCAGAUUAUAUAAUGGAAAAAAAGUUUCACAAAAAUUUAAUUAUGACCAUACUGUGGAAGACUUGUUUCAGUUCGUGUAUAGCUACACCCCUGUCAAUUUUUCUCUCUUUUUUGAUUUCCCCCUUAAGAAAAUUGAACGCAGCGACCAGACAACACUGCAGGAUGCCAAACUGAUAGAUAUGCUCAUUACGCAGAAGCUCACGCAGUGA